AUGAACUUCGAUUCCAAAUCUGUGGCUUCGAGCUCAACGGGGUCGGGCUCCAGCCGAAUGUACCAAAAGAAGGAUCGUGGCCCUAUCGCCGCCAUAACUGGCCUUGUGGUCUUCGUGUCUAUCACCCCGAGGGCUUUGGACAAGUGCCCAGUGGUAGAUGAUGGAAAGGCGAAGGGCCGUCACCUUGAUCCGCGAGAACAUGAAUCCGCUUUCUUUCUCCUCCCUCUAGGCGCAUGUUCGACUUGUCGUACUAGGAAGCAGAAAUGCGACGAACGCAAGCCAACCUGUGGCUUCUGCGAAAAGAAGGGGCUUGACUGCUUCUACGGAGACCCAGUACCAACGAAUCUGGACAUGCUAACUGGCCAUAGAAAAGACAAAAGCUUGGUUGAACUACUCGAAAUCGUGAAAAACAUCAACGACAAUACCAGUCAAAUACCGCAACUGUUCGCCCAGCUCCAGAACAUGCAGAUCAGCGUCCCGUCUUCUUCACAGUCUGAAGAUAGUGGCGAUGACGCUUCAUCGACAAGUACUUUGAAGGCCCAAGGCCGGCCUACCCCGAAACCCUCGCAGCAGGUUCCAUACCGAUAUGCGUCUGCAGUCACCAAGAUGAUGGCGUGGCCUGCAGUGAGACAGAAGCUAGAAGACGUCCAGCCCAAAAUACCGAACCUCCAAUCCGCCUUCCGGGAACCCGACUUUCCGUCCGAGUUGUUCCAUCAGCAAGGCCAAGACCGGCGCCUUCCUCGAGGCGGGUUAGAAACGGCGAGCUAUCAUGAACGUAUAUCGCUGGGCUUUCCAAUGGAAGGGCCACUACCACAACUGACGGUGAUGAGCUACGCAACGCUUGUAGACCGCGUCAACACGUAUUUCGAUACCUUUAAUCGGAUCCAUCCUGUUCUAGAUCGUCAAUAUUUCAUGGAGAAGAUACUACAGGACGUCAUCGGGAGCGAGUUCGAGGAAAAUGCGGCAUCUACGUUGGUGUGUCUAGUGUUGGCCCUUGCCGAGGUGGCUCUCGUCGGAGGAUCGGGCGGUGCCUUUGCGGGCUUCGAGGACCACCCUGUCGGUGAACCUGUCAGGACGACAAACGACUUGGAAUUCCGGCCGCCGGGCAUUCUGUUCUUCAACGAAGCACGGCGGCGCUUGGGAUUCUCAAUGACAGAGUGUGCUUUGGAGAAUGUCCAGAUGUAUAUCUUGGCGGGGCUGUACUAUGAGUGCUGUUCUCGGCAUGUGGAGUUCUGGAGAAUGAACAUAUCGGCGUCCCUGGCUUGCCGUGCCUUGAUUACUAGUAACUCUGCCGAACUUCGCUCAGUGCGCGGCGAUCAGAUCCGCCGCGCCUUUUGGUAUUGCUCCAUCAUGGAAACUCCAUCCCGAGAACCCCAACCCACGCCUCCUCCCCUGGCCCCAUCGAGCCCCCAAUCCCAGCCCCUGUUCUACCCAUGGAUCGUUGGCCAAGGCAGCCUCAGCUUGCGGAUGAGCAAGGGACUCCUCGGUCUUCACCUGGAACUUGACCUCCCUUUAACCGGCCUCGAGAAGCUAGAGGCGAGCAUGCAACUACCAACAUUUUCGGCUUAUGCUCAUACCGAAGAUGCGAGUUUGAGUCAAAGUAUUCACAACGACAGGAGAUCCAAUUGUGGUGAGAUAUUCCUACAUCAGAUUUCAUUGCGAAACCUGGGGGUCAAGAUCCACAAAAGCCUGAGAAGAAGUGAGUUGGAUUGCCUUUCCCCGUCGUCCCCCUCCUGGUUUUGGACCCUCUCUCCAUUUCCGUCCAUAUUUCCAUUUCCACUUUCUUACCAGCCUGGUCGACGUACGUCGAUAACGCCUUGUUCGGAGUCUCCAUAUGCGCUUGGCUUCGUAUUCUUGGUCUUUUGCUACCUGCGUCUGCCUCGGAUGCGCGCCUCGCUUCUUGGAGGAUCCACUUCGAGAUCAAACUGGAAUUCGCCUGAUCUAGCCGACUCUCUCGAAGAUCUAGUUGGUGAUUUGGCUUCGCAGCUCGACCAAUGGCACACUUCUUUGCCCAGCGUCUUGCAUUGGGACAGGACGCAACAUUUGGACGCAUUCCAAGCAUCCUUUCCUGUCCUCGAUCCGCAGGUUCCUGACCAGCACUUUUACGCACCGCCGACCUUGUACACCGCCGACGCCAUGGAAGGGUUGCAGUCUGCUCCCAUGCUGGGGUAUCUACAUGAUUCACUCUACACUAAUUCGAACGAUGUGCUCGAAGCUAUACUACGGUCCCGAUUCUACCAUCUCGAAUACUUACUAUUCCGACCUUUUGUGUACAAAGCUCUGCAUACACGAGCAGAAAAUUUGACUGAGACAGACUUGUCCGCAACCAAGAGAUUUUUAGAGGCUUGCCUCCUCUGGCCCAUUAUCCUUCCGCCUGCCGCUCAGCACAAACGCAUGAUUCCUUGCCUCUACUUUUGGUCCCAGAACAUCCUCGGCAUACUCAUCUUCUUGCACCUAUCUGCAACGCAUCCCACUCUCUUCCAGAUUCGACAGAGCCGUUGCGACUCAACUUUCGACGAGGCAGCGAACAUGACGAUUACGCAGGGUAUCAACUGGCUUCGGGGCCUCAAGGAUGAGGACAGCUCUACACGGUGGUCAGUAGAAUCGGGUCGCUAUGGGCCAAUGGACGAGAAAGAUGAGACUUUAGAUAAUGUCACCAACGAAGCGGCCCCAAGAUCUAGCAUGGGGAGACGCAAGGUUGCAUUCUUCAUCGGGCACAUGGCGUUCUGGUUCCUGGGGCACACGACUCGCAUCAUCGGUAUCAUUUUCAUCACUAAACGUAUGAACGACGACUUGGUUGAGAUUAGCAUGUGGCUUGGAGCAGGCGAGAGCUAUCAGUCCAGCGUGACAUUUCCACGCUGGACGCCGGGGACAUUUUCUCAAGGGUGGCGGAUGGCCAAAUCUUUGGAGAGCGCAUUCAGGAGGUUUUCCUCAACAACCCUCUUAAACUUUAUAUUCACAUUGAAGAGCGUUGUUAUGUUCAGUAGGGUAGAGACAUUAGGAGGAAUAUGGAGCCCCUGGGAUGGAGUGAGCGCCGACCUGCCCAAGAAUUGGCGGCAGCAACGUGAUGACCAGCUUCCCGGGAUCAAGCUGACAAGCGCAACAGUCCUGCAAGGCAUUCCUAUGCUCUUGCGUAGAUGUUUGGUCGGGGCUGCAUCUCUCCUCGUCACAGCACUACCCGCCAAAGAGGGCGCCGACAACAUCCCUUUCUUAGGACUUAACGGCUUGAGAUUAACAGCCCAACCAUCAGUUCCAAUACGAAUAGCUUCAUCAUUAGGAGGCCAGAUCACACAGCCUGCCAUCGGCGCCGACGAGUCGCCUAUCGAGUUCAACACAACCGGACAGAUCCAUGUCAACGAUUUCCAAUCGGUCGCAAAGUUUGUGAGCAAGCACAUGCAGGCGAUACCGCCUGCUACAUUCCGACUAUUCAGGUCCGUCAUCAACGCGAGAACGGAGCAUCUAGCCUUCUUGCGACGCAUCGUAAGCGAGGAAGACCCUCAGUACGGCAAAGACAUCAAGAUUCACGACACGUUUGUCCGACUCGUUACCGAAGCUUUCGUUGCCCUCGGCGGAAAUUCCUGGAUAGAGACCGAGCAGUCAAGAGGCGUGCAAGGUCGAUCGAAUACCAGCAGUUUGACUCCAGAAAAACUUGCCGACUUCAUCAAUUUCUCGGCAUUGGACUUAAAAAGCCUGAGCCUUGAGAGCUCAGGAGAGAAUUCAAGUGACAGCGUUCCUGUUCCUCUUCGUGGAUCCCAAAGGCGAGCCCAAGCGAAAUCGGGUAGAGGGGGCAAGGGCAAGAAAAAGGCGAAGAAGGCUCCCGGUGCCCUAUUAAACCAGGUACCUAUUGAGCAAUACAGCAUCGUCGAAGCCGAUGGCACUGGAGAAGCCGAGUCCUUUAUGGCUGCUUGCGCAAUUGCCAAGGAGUGCGUCGUCCUCAGAAACUAUCUCCAGAAUGUCUGGCGCGAGGCAGCGUACUGUGGCUUGCAUGGUGCUAUUGCCGUCUUCAGCGAGGCCCCAGAGUUACAAUCAUACGAGACGCUUGUGGCGGCCAUCAUCCGUGGAAACCUCGAGACUGCACAAGGCUCAUUCAUCAAAGCUUUGGCAAAAGUUAGUCCGGGUGAUCAGCAUGGAGGAACCAAAACGACCUCUAUCGAUUUGAAAGAGUACAUUCAGCUUGGCACCUACCGGGAUUUUGUUGAUUUCCUCGAAGACUAUCAACAGUCAGAGGAUGGGAAGCCUACUACGAAGAUGCUUAUCAAGAUCAAAGACUGGGAUCCCACGCUAGACUUACAACAUACCACGAAAAGGGAAAGAUUGAAGUGGCGGAGAUCAUACACAAUCAACUGGCUUUAUGAUCUCGUCAACUCCUAUACAGCCCCUAAGCGCAGUGAUGGAGAAUGGGUGCGGCUUGAAAACUUACCCAACUGUCCGUUGGCGGGCUCUGAACCGCUUCUUGGUCUUCAGGAUUUCGCGUGUUUUGUCAUCUCGUUAUUAAUGAAGAAGCCAGGAACGGAUGUUCAUCAAGACAUCAUGCCUCAUCGCGUCUUUCAGCUACAAUGCAUUGUCGAUGCUUUCACCGUAUCAUGUGGCUGGACCAACACCACUCGGCGGGGGCAUGUCAUUGGACCACGAUCUCCGGAUACGCUUGGCCCGAUGAAAGACAUUGAUGGGUUUCUGGGACGCAGACCCAUAGGAAACGGUAAUCAGGAGAGCAGCGGCAAAGGCAAAGGCAAAAGCGGUACCAAACUGUACAUCGGUGACAUUGAGCUAUCUAUAGGCGGCAGCACAAAGGAUGACAGCAACAUUCAAAACGACGACAAGAACUUGGGGUUCAGCAAUGGACUUCUUCGGUCUGCCAACUUGAUGGCUCACUUUUACGGGGCGGAACUCCGUAACGCCCAUAGGCAGCCAAUGAUGGAUUUCGUGAGCGUCUUUUGCAGAGAGUUUGACUUCCUGGGCCAGUCAGUGCCAAUGACUGGCGACAUACUCCCAACAUCCCGUUUUGAUCACACCGGACUCAAUGGUAUGUGGAGGUACUCUCCGUACCUCUGUGGUGUGGGAGUGAUGGAGGGCCUGGAAAGGGUCUACCGCACAAGCAUGCUCAUCUGGGACAGCCUCGAGGAACCGACGGCAAUGAUACAUCUCCACAACAUGCUUGUACAGCAGGGGCACAUAAAGCAGCCUUUGGCUCACUAUCAAGUACUACAAGACAUGUUUCGAGAUAGCUUCUUUCCCGAUGGCCAAGUUCCACGGUCCAACUUUGCUGAAGCCUUCCUUGGCAUUGGAGAGCUCUUAUGGGGAGAUGGCAGAGUGAAACAAAAGCCGGCCCUCCCAAAAUCAGCUGGAUACCAUCGCUCAAUCGACGUCAGCAGAAACUUGGCCUUCAACACCAAGUCUCAUUUGUUGAUUUACCGAGAAGCGAAUUGGCAUGUUGAAUGGAUACCGGACAAGGAGCUCAAUCCACGGACUCGUUUGGCCUUGCUCCGCGCUUCGAGGCUGGUUGCCAAUACUCCGCUGAACAGCAUGACCAAAGAUGAGAAGAGUCUGGUUGACCGCGUCAAGAAAGCUUUAGGUGUAGACGAUCAAGAGCUACUGUCCCGAGGGAAUGCCCUGUUGAAGAAGCUCGGUGAGACACGGCCCCACCAGUCCAACACCGGCCGGAACGGUAGGCCGAUUGAAGUCGUGUCCGGGGAUCGCGUCAGGCCUAGUCGAGUGCAAAUACUCGAUCUGAUCAAGGGAGACUUAUACAACGAUAUUUGUGGGAACCGCUCUUACUCCACAUUCAACUACAUACUGUUGUAUGUCAACAUGAUCGAAACCUUUGAGAAGAUUGAAUACGAACUUGCGAGAGCACAAGAUUCCGACUGCCAGAGCAUCCUGGAGUUGGGGACGCGACUUCAUAUGGUUGAUGCACUGAUGCGGAAAGAGCGAGAAAGGGCGAGCCUCAAGAUUGUGGCAAAGGUCUUGGAGAGCCAGAGGGAGUUGCCAUGUCGCUAUCCCCGGAACGAGAAGCCUGUGGAAACAUGGUAUCAAGAAGAGGAUAGCUUGGAUUAUGAUGGAACCGAGAUAUUGUGCUCAGUCAUGUGA
Molecule: messenger RNA, 6087 nt
Organism: Colletotrichum lupini
Lineage: Eukaryota; Fungi; Ascomycota; Sordariomycetes; Glomerellales; Glomerellaceae
Exons: 20
Coding region: 1-6087 (2028 amino acids)
Biological process (GO): regulation of DNA-templated transcription
Molecular function (GO): zinc ion binding; DNA-binding transcription factor activity, RNA polymerase II-specific
Source: RefSeq, a predicted model, not a curated record